ACCGGGUCCAGACCCAAACCCAAAACGCCCGUCUCUCUCUCUCUCUCUCUCUCUCUCUCUCUCAAAAGCAGAAAAAAGUACUUGGUUUCGUUACCCCAGGAAGGACUAGAGAAAAUGUCGAAAUCAGCAGAAGAAGUUCACCCAACAAAGGCUUUCGGAUUGGCAGCAAGAGAUUCCUCUGGCGUACUCUCUCCUUUCAAAUUUUCCCGAAGGGUUACCGGUGAUGAAGAUGUGAGAUUCAAGGUGUUGUUCUGUGGAGUUUGUCACUCAGACCUUCACAGCGUUAAGAACGACUGGGGCUUCUCUAGGUACCCUUUAGUGCCUGGGCACGAGAUUGUGGGUGUAGUAACAGAGGUUGGAUGCAAGGUAAAGAAAUUCAAAGUAGGGGAUAAAGUGGGUGUUGGAUGUAUGGUUGGAGCUUGUCAUUCCUGUGAUAACUGCAACAACGAUCUUGAGAACUACUGCCCCAAACUCAUCUUCACCUACAACGCGACUUACCAUGAUGGGACUCGCACCUUCGGGGGUUACUCUGAUGUGAUGGUCGCUAAUGAACGCUAUAUCGUCUUAAUGCCGGAAAAUCUUCCCCUAGAUGCUGCCGCGCCCCUAUUGUGUGCUGGGAUCACUGUGUACAGCCCUAUGAUAUAUUAUGGACUUUGCAAACCUAACCUGCAUUUGGGUGUGGUAGGGCUUGGUGGGCUUGGUCAUGUGGCUGUGAAAUUUGGCAAGGCUUUUGGAAUGAAGGUAACUGUGAUCAGCACCUCCCCAAGCAAGGAAAAGGAAGCCACUGAACAUCUUGGCGCCGACUCGUUUCUAAUCAGCCGUAAUUCAGGCCAGAUGCAGGCUGCCAUGGGUACAAUGGAUGGAAUCAUUGACACAGUCUCUUCUGUUCACCCUUUGCUGCCGUUAAUUGGUUUGUUGAAAUGUAACGGGAAGCUCAUCAUGGUUGGUGCACCUGAGAAGCCGCUUGAGCUACCGAUUUUCCCUUUCCUCUCGGGAAGGAAGGUUAUAGCUGGAAGUUUGAUGGGAGGAAUGAAGGAAACCCAAGAGAUGAUUGAUUUUGCUGGAAAGCACAAUAUUACAGCAAACAUUGAGGUUAUUCCAAUGGACUAUGUGAACACUGCAAUGGAGCGUCUCGCUAGGGCUGAUGUCAAAUACCGAUUUGUCAUCGACGUUGGGAAUACCUUGACUAUUGCAUAGAAAACAGAGCUAUCCGAAUUAUGAAUAAAUAGAAAUAAUAAGACCUGGAAAAAUAGUAAAAUUUUGUUUUAGAAGGUUGGAUUCUUA
Molecule: messenger RNA, 1284 nt
Organism: Macadamia integrifolia
Lineage: Eukaryota; Viridiplantae; Streptophyta; Magnoliopsida; Proteales; Proteaceae
Product: probable mannitol dehydrogenase
Exons: 5
Coding region: 115-1197 (360 amino acids)
Biological process (GO): lignin biosynthetic process
Molecular function (GO): cinnamyl-alcohol dehydrogenase activity; zinc ion binding
Source: RefSeq, a predicted model, not a curated record